AUGAAAAGUAAUGUCACACCACACAAGUUGCUGCUGACUUGGGUGAAUUGCGCUAGUGUGCGCUGGGCAACACGAGUACAGGAUGUCUUCACUGCAGGAAAACUUCUGGCCCUCAUUCUUAUCAUCAUCAUGGGCAUCGUACAAAUCUGCAAGGGCGAGUAUUACUGGUUGGAGCCGGCCAAUGCUUUCGAGCCAUUUCAAGACUAUGAUGUCGGUCUGAUCGCUUUAGCAUUUCUACAGGGGUCCUUCGCCUACGGUGGCUGGAAUUUCCUCAAUUAUGUCACAGAGGAACUCGUCGACCCAUAUGUGAACCUUCCCCGUGCUAUCUUCAUCUCCAUUCCCCUCGUGACCUUUGUGUACGUUUUUGCUAACAUUGCUUAUGUCACUGCCAUGAGCCCUCAGGAGCUGCUGGCUUCUAAUGCUGUAGCUGUGACGUUUGGUGAGAAGCUGUUGGGAGUGAUGUCAUGGAUCAUGCCCAUCUCUGUGGCCUUGUCCACAUUUGGGGGGGUCAACGGCUCCCUCUUCACCUCCUCUCGGUUGUUCUUCGCGGGUGCACGUGAAGGUCAUCUACCUAGAUUACUGGCGAUGAUUCAUGUGAAGCGCUGCACCCCAAUUCCAGCCCUACUCUUCACUUGCAUCUCAACACUUCUGAUGCUAUGCACCAGUGACAUGUACACACUCAUCAACUAUGUGGGUUUCAUCAACUACCUCUUCUACGGUGUCACUGUUGCGGGGCAGAUCGUGCUGCGGGUUAAACAACCAGAUAUGCACCGGCCAAUUAAAAUCAGUCUGGUGUGGCCUGUCAUCUACCUGCUGUUCUGGGCCUUCCUGCUGAUCUUCUCUCUGUACUCGGAGCCUGUGGUGUGUGGCAUUGGCUUGGCCAUCAUGCUUACUGGAGUCCCUGUCUAUUUCUUGGGCGUAUACUGGGACAACAAACCCCAGUGUUUCGAUACAUUUGUUGACAAGAUGACAUACCUGGGUCAGAAGUUUUGUGUAGUGGUCUACCCGGUGGAGGAUGAGAAGAAAAACGAGGAGUCUGGAGAGGAGAUUGAACUGAAGGAGCAGUCGGUUCCACUGUCAGCAGAGGAUGAGCAGACACCAAAAUCAGCUGACUGCUGAACAGACAUGUGGAGACACACUCAUUCACUCACAUACAGGCAGCCAGACUUAUUCAGAUAGACACUGGAAAUCAAACUCAGAUUUUUCACAUACCUCUAUAUUUUGCCUUUUCAUAAAGAGGGGGUUGCACAGAGUAAUGAACAGAGACUAGCUGCUCCACAGGUUAUGUGGUUCUUUUACAAAGUUCUCCGUUAUCUCUAGUUGCUAGUCCCUUAGCAACUGCCUUCUACUCCAUUGGUUGUGCAACAGAAUUACAACAUUAAAAUGUGGAAUGACAUAAAGCUCUAGAAUGUAUUACUUAUAAACACUGGUUUGGAAGGAUGUGCAUUUUUUACAAUGACCUUUCUGAAACAUUCUUUUCUAUGAGAAACAGAGAAUUAGAAUUCUGUUUAGUUUAUGCUAAAAAUGCCAAAAUACAUCAUGGCUUCGCCUUGGCAGGGUUCAUUUUAUUUAUUUAUUUAUUAUCGAGUACAUUCUAAUGUUCUAAUUCUUACCCCCUCUUUAUUUUUUUAUUUCUGUCACCAACACUCCCAGGAGUAAAUUUUUUUUUUUACAAGCCAAAGCUGUAUUUUAAUUUGACAUUUUCUAAUUUCAAGUGUAUUUCAUCACACCAAAACACGCAUUUCUGUUUAUAUAUUUUGAUAUUUUUGAUUUUCCCAUUCUAAUCAUAUUCCUUUGUCAUUAUGAAAUUGGUAUUGUUCUUUUACAUUUUAUUUUCUCUUUCCUGAAGGAAAGCUCUAGGACCU
Molecule: messenger RNA, 1865 nt
Organism: Sinocyclocheilus grahami
Lineage: Eukaryota; Metazoa; Chordata; Actinopteri; Cypriniformes; Cyprinidae
Product: large neutral amino acids transporter small subunit 2-like
Exons: 10
Coding region: 1-1119 (372 amino acids)
Biological process (GO): amino acid transmembrane transport; neutral amino acid transport
Cellular component (GO): membrane
Molecular function (GO): L-amino acid transmembrane transporter activity; neutral L-amino acid transmembrane transporter activity
Source: RefSeq, a predicted model, not a curated record